GUGUGUGUGUUUGUGUGUAUGUGGUAGGCUCUUCUCUUCCAUCAAGAAGGUGUGGUAGUUGAGGCUCUUCUCUUCCAUCAAGAAGGGUAGAUAAAUACAGGGACCCAAUAUAAUUGGCCAAUCCUGCUCUCUCUCUCUCCCCCUCUAGAUAAGCAGCAAACUUUACACAGGAAUCAAGGAGUUCUAUUUUUUCUUCUUUCUUUCUCAGCACAGACUUACACAGGAAAAGCCAAGAAUUAAUUUUUCCUAUGCCAAUGAAAAGAGAAGUUGAGCGACGUGAAACCAGUAAGAAUAUGAUCACUACUAAGAAGGUAGUCAACAAGGGAGCUUGGACUGCUGAGGAAGAUAGAAAAUUGGCCGAGGUUAUUGCAGCUCAUGGCCCAAAAAGAUGGAAGACCAUUGCAGUUAAAGCAGGCCUAAAUCGAUGCGGUAAGAGUUGCAGACUCAGGUGGAUGAACUAUCUGAGACCAAAUAUCAAGAGAGGGAAUAUAUCUGAUCAAGAAGAAGACUUGAUCCUUAGGCUACACAAACUUUUAGGCAACAGGUGGUCUUUGAUAGCUGGAAGAUUACCGGGUCGAACAGAUAAUGAGAUAAAGAACUACUGGAAUUCUCAUUUGAGCAAGAAAAUAAACCAGAAAGAAAAACAAGGUGGUGGGUCACCAUCUAGAGAAGCCAUUAUUAAUAAUCCUAAAGGUGAAAGAAUUGCAGGAGAUGUGGAGAAGGUCAAUGUACACAUAGUCAAUGAAGAGAAAAAUAAUACAUCAACAAGUAGUGGAGGUGAAGACUCCGACAUUGGGUUCAAUGUUGAUGAGUUCUUUGAUUUCUCCAAUGAGGAUCCCCUAAACCUGGAAUGGAUGAACAAGUUUCUUGAAUUCUGAAGAGGGGUUUUCAGUAGAAUAAUGUGUAAACUUUGUUGAUUUUAUCUGCAAAAAAAUCUGAUGCAGAUAUAAGUUAAUGCUAGUCAAUCUGUUUGUGCAUUAAUUUCCAAAUAUAAAUCUAUAAAUUCACUAUCCUAGCCAGUAGAUUUAAAGCACUACAACUUUUUGGCCCCUAGUAGCCAAAUAGUUGAGAGGGAUUAUUUUAUACUGGUAAAGGCUGGUGAAUAUGUGAAGUAAAA
Messenger RNA from Mangifera indica (mango), 1117 nucleotides. Its product is annotated as transcription factor MYB114-like. Gene Ontology annotation, cellular component: nucleus. Lineage: Eukaryota; Viridiplantae; Streptophyta; Magnoliopsida; Sapindales; Anacardiaceae. The coding region runs from base 249 to 878 and encodes 209 amino acids. The transcript is spliced from 3 exons. Gene Ontology annotation, biological process: cell differentiation. The record is from RefSeq and is a predicted model, not a curated record. Gene Ontology annotation, molecular function: transcription cis-regulatory region binding.